This is a messenger RNA of Poecilia latipinna (sailfin molly), 4999 nucleotides long. RefSeq names its product suppressor of cytokine signaling 3-like. Gene Ontology annotation, molecular function: 1-phosphatidylinositol-3-kinase regulator activity. The transcript is spliced from 3 exons. Gene Ontology annotation, cellular component: phosphatidylinositol 3-kinase complex. NCBI's taxonomy places the organism in Eukaryota, Metazoa, Chordata, Actinopteri, Cyprinodontiformes, Poeciliidae. Bases 1317 to 1943 code for a protein of 208 amino acids. The record is from RefSeq and is a predicted model, not a curated record. Gene Ontology annotation, biological process: phosphatidylinositol phosphate biosynthetic process; intracellular signal transduction.
CUGGCCUGAUCAGUGCACCAGUCAACUUUCUCUUGACUGGCAGCUCAAAUGCUGAAGAUGUUUAAUGUUUUCAGCUAUCCAUAAAUAAUUCAAGAUUUAAAAACGGCUCCCAACUAUUGCCAGCCUGUUAACACACCAUCUAACACCAUGUACUUUAAAAAUGUCCCGAGUCAAAUUAAGAUGGUCAGAAUAUCUGUUUAUAUUGUAAUUAAUUUUUCAUCUGGAUAGUUGUUUACCUGGCUCAAAGUACCUGCAACUCAUUUUUCUCUUUUGUAUUAAAAGGUAAACUCUUUCUCCUCAGAAUAUUUUACCUUUUUAUGCAACUCUGCUUUCUAUGGAGUAACAAAUGUAUAAAAAAGCUAGCUAAUUAGCCCGAUUAUUUGCUAUGGAUACAGCCUGCAGUCUUGUUAAUUUAAUAAGGAUGAUGAUUGGGAAGCCAAUUGGUUUCCACAAAUAUGUUAACUCGGUCCAGGUUUAAAGGUGCUUAAAAAGAGUGAAACAUCCCUUUUUAUGAAGUGUCUUUUCAAAUCGGAGGCCAACUUCCUGGCUCGGUUCUGCUCUCUGUACCGUUACGGCGCCUCCUGCUCAGCUUCCCCGUCUCUCUACCGAUCACUGUCCGGUGGAGCGGGCGGUACUCUGCAGAGGAUCCGAGCAAAGCAAGCCAGAUUGGCUCCACUAUUUUUUAUUUAUUUUUUUUAUCCCAGUGAAACCAGAGGAACCCCCCACCCACCUCCUCUUCCGACAACCGGGAUAAAGAGUUAUUCAGUGAAAGAAGAAAAGAGGGGGAAGGGAGGAGUAAAAAAAAAAAAUUGUGCCGGACUCUUUCACUGUGACCCCGAUUCAGAAAUCCCUUGUUGCGGUGCGCCGAUCGAAGACAAUUGAAAGCAAUCAGGAUCCAGUUGCCGUCUGGCUGCACGCUGCAGCAGCGAGUACGCUGAGGAUUCAUUUAAACUAAAUAUAACCCGCUCCUGCUCCGUGCAUUUGUCACAGCCGCCAUAACUGCAUUUUAUGUGGGGUAAACUGAGAGCUCCAGUGUGGCAAAGUGCUCAUUUGUUUAUGUCACUGCUCAUGAAGGAGUCUGUGCUUAGGUGCCCUCUCCCAGCCCCUCUCUGGAUGCAUCAGACCCCUCCUCCCCGGGGCCCUGGACCCGGCUUGUGACUCCGCCGACCUCGCCCCGUUGCCCGUCCGUCUCCGAUCGCCCUGCUCCACGUUUACCUCCACCUGUCCUUCCCGGGGCUCCUGCUCCGGGCCCCCUGCCCCUCGACCGGCGGGCAGAGGCAGGGGGCCAUGGCGCCGCGGUAGCCAGGGCCCUCGCAAUGAGCAGUGUGACCCCUUCAGAGAGCAGCAGGAUUCAGGGGUCAGACUUAGCCCCACUUCACUACAAGCCCUUCAGCUCGCAUGAACACUACCAGCAGGUGAUAGAUGCUCAUCGGAAGCUUCUGGAGAGCGGCUUUUACUUUGGGCCCAUUGGGGGUCUGGAGGCCAAAGCCUUGCUGAGCAAAGAAGAACCUGGCACUUUCCUCAUCCGCGACUCGUCGGACCGCCGCUACUUCUUCACCCUGUCUGUGCAGACGGUUUAUGGAACCAGGAACCUGCGCAUCCACAGCGAGGAAGGCGGCUUCUUCCUCGAGAACGACUACCAAAACAAAAAGAAGGUGCCGCAGUUCGACUGCGUGCUGAAGCUCAUCAUGUUCUACAUGGGGAGAGGGAGGGACGUGCAGCUGACUGUGGAUGGGGCGAGUGAAGAAAGUAUGGAAACCAUUUACCUGAUGGACAGCCGUGGGAUUAAAACCCCGCUGGAGCUGCUGAAGCCCCUCAAGAUCAGCCCCUCGUCCCUGAAGCACAUAUGCAGGAGGGCGCUGAACCGAACGGGCCAAGGAGAGGUGCAGCAACUCCCGCAGGCGCUCAGAGACUUCAUGAAGAAGUACGAUGCGUCUAUCUGACUGACGAGGAAUAGCACAGAACGCUUCUCAGAGCUGAUCAGACUGAAAUGAGGUCACUGCGACCAGAAUCAGCCGAGCUCAGCACUUUUGAUUCCUAAUAAAUCGCUGUUGGGCUCCGUCUACCUUAACCCCCCGGAUGCUGGAGUCGGAUUUGGGUAACCGGCGAUUACCUCGUCUAUCCUGCCUUAGGAGAACCUGACCACUACCGUUUGGGGUGGCAGAUGAAGCCAGAGGUCAAAGGUCAGCGUUUCCUAUGACUGACUCAGACGCAGAGCAGAGCCUCGUAGAAGAUUGUAAACGAUGGCGGGAUCACGCCGCCGCUGACGUCGGUGGGUUUUAACGCUCUUAAAGAAAGAACAUCCUCAUUUUUCCAACACUUUGGAUCGCAGGACAGAGAGAUGGGGAGGGAGUGAGCGAAUGAAGGAGGAGUAACAGAAAAAAGGCAAAGUCCAAACGAGAGAAGAGAGAGAGAGGGGGAGAGAGAGAGAUCCCGGCAUACAGUAUUUGUUUGUCUGAGUGUGUGCGUUGUGGUUGUGCACAUAUUUCCAUUCCCUUUUCCCGCAAAUGUUGCCACAUAGAGGGGAGUGGGCUGGCCAUGCACGCUAGCUCAACACACACUCUUGCAGGUACAGGCCCACAUGUCGGUUUUUUCUGCGUAGGACACAAAAAAAUUCAUUUCUUCUUCUGCUGUUUGUUUCUUAUUCCUCCUCCAUUACCCUUCCCUCCAUUUUUUUUUCUUUUUUUUGACGCAUGUGUGCUCUGACAGCGCCAGAAAACAGACCACAGUCACCGAGACAAAAGCUUAUUGACACAAAGGCUGUUGUGAGGGACCAAACAAAAGAAGAAGAAGAAAUUAUUUUUAUCCAGACUGCAAAGAUGUAAAGAUUGCUGGAGAUUGGCGGUAAUAAUCCCGGGGAUGGGGAAGGAAGAAGGGUGGGAAGACAGAGGAGGGGGGGCAGAAGAGCGGGAAAUGGGAUUAGGGAAGGGGAAACUGAAGGAGGAGGAGACAUACUGGUAUACAGCUUGAUAAAAACACUGAUUAGAUUGAUGAUGCAGUCAAACAGGAUGUAGCUUGUGUAAAUAUGACGGCUCCAUCUUAGUCUCAAAUCAGUUUUUUUUUUAGUAUUUUGUCUAGAAAUGCAACACACUAACUUGUACUGGCUGAUACCAAUAUAUCCAAUUUUUUGAGAGCCUGUCCUUCCAAUUUUAGGUCUGUAAGACAAACACUUUUAUGUAAAUGUUUUAAUUCUGUAGCUAAAUGCUGCAUGAUGAAGUAGCAACAAACCCAAAGGAAAAUUAGGCAAUCAUGAGAUUUCUUUUAUAUAUAUAUUUUUUAUGAAACUCAAAAUAAACGUGACGUUUGUUGAUAUGUUUACACACUAAAAAUGUUCAUUUUUGAUGCAUUUAAAACAUUUUAAAAAUUGAUCAGCUGGAGAUCGGAAUUGGCUGAUUUUUUUUCCUCUUAAUGGUGGACUAAUAAAAAGUACAUGUAUAUAUUUCCAUUUAUUAAAUGAAAACCAAGAACUCCCAUUUUCAGUCUGUAAACACAUCAACUAACAUUAUGUACUUUGAUGCACUUUUUUGAGCUUAAUACAAAUCCAAUAAAGGUUAGGGAGAUUAUACCUAAACAAGAUUAUACCUACAAGAGGCCAUUUCUGUCGAGGAACCUGUAGUCUAUUUUGUUCUUUCAUGUGUAGCGUCUGAAGGUAAAACUCAAAGGAAAAUCAGAAAUUAGUAUUGAUCAUAAAAGAGAUGCACUGGUCAGGCUUUUCUCGCCAAUACAGAUAUCUGGUUUUCUCGGAGGUCUGACCUGCUGGCUCUGAUUUCGUUAUUGUUUUAUAAGGAACUCCAUUUGUCUAAAAGCUGUUUCUAGUUUGUUUGCAACAAUUUUGGAUCCCAACGGAAAUGAAGAAAUUGCAGCAAUGAGCAUCAUAAAUCCAAUGGUAGGAGUGUAUUCUUGAUGAAUAAAAGUGGAUUAUUUUUUAAAUUUCCUCCAAUUCUAUUCUAGUCAGAUAUGCUACUCCUAUCAAAUAAUUCACAUUUGUUUUCUUUUGAUGCCUCGCAAUCCUUUUUAAAAUCAGAAUCGGUAGGUCAGACCUAAAGCAAAAAUCAGAAAUUGCUAUUAACUAGGAAAAACCUAUCUCAAGUAAAAGUAAAUAAAAGGAGAAUUCUGUUUUAAUUGCAACCAUCUUCUAUGGCAUCCAUCUUUAAAACUGCUAUAAAGUGUAAAGCUGCACCGAUCGGGCCGAUAUCGAUUUCAUACUUUUCUUUGAGAUUGAUUCCGAUUCUAUUCAAAUCCAUUUUUUUUUAAAUGUCAGUGAUGACUUUAAUUAAACUCAGAAGUGCAUCAAAGUGCAUGUUUAUACAUUUUAUUUUUGUAGGCAGAUGGACAUAUGCAUUUUCUGUGUAACACUUUUAUUAACUUAUUUCCUUUUAAGCCUUUUGUGUUUGUUGCCUGCCCUCUCUCUCUCUUCUGGUCUUCCUGCGCCAUUCAUGAAGGAGUUAAGAGGAAACAUGCUGUUAUUUGAACUAUUAUAACCUUUUUUCUUUGCCUCUGGAGAACAUCAAGGGAACUAAACACUUCCCUUAGGAGAUUCUUUUAAAAAUGCCUUUUGUAAAACUAACUACAAGACUCAGAUUUGACCCACAUUAUUAUCUUUUUGUUGUGUUUUUCUUGUGCUCAUACUCACCUGUAAUCCAUAUUGGAAUGGUAGCCUCUUCUUUUCUUUUUACAUCAUGAAACAGUGUGAGUUUAUGUCGCCACAGUGAUGCACACCUUUCGUAUGUAAUGGUCAGAUCUGGGUCUUACUGUCUUGCAUCAAACACCAAGUUCUUACAUGUUGUGCUGCAGCAGUAGACCGAGUGUAUGUGAAUCAUUUGUCUUUUAUAAAGACUCACUUGCAAAAGGCUGGCCACUAGUCUGGCAAAAUACAAGCUGUAAUAUCUGCAAUGUCAAAAGCAUUACAUAAUAAAUGAAAAAGAAACGUUGCACAUAUUUAUAUUUCUAAAAUAUUUCAAUAAUUUAUAUUAAAGAGCACUAUUUUUACAAAAGCCAA